Molecule: messenger RNA, 3852 nt
Organism: Phlebotomus papatasi
Lineage: Eukaryota; Metazoa; Arthropoda; Insecta; Diptera; Psychodidae
Exons: 2
Coding region: 1-3852 (1283 amino acids)
Biological process (GO): DNA integration
Molecular function (GO): nucleic acid binding
Source: RefSeq, a predicted model, not a curated record
AUGAAAAGCACCCUCCUAACUCUAGGAGGUAUUGAAUUACAACGCGUUUUCUAUCGGAUUCGCGGAGCUGAUGUUAGUGCUGAUCCAGAGUUAGGAAUAGAUCCAUAUAAGAUAGCUGUGCAGAAAUUAGAUGCAUAUUUCACACCGAAACGACAUGAUUCAUAUGAACGGCAUAUGUUCUGGACACUGAAGCCACGUCCGGAAGAAACUCUCCACCAGAGAGCGAUGAGAGUAAUCGAACAGGCUGACAAAUGCGACUUUGGAGACUCAAAGGAAGCUAGUCGUUCUGCAGCUAUAAUUGAUAAAAUCAUGAUGUUGGUUCCAGAUGAUCUUAGGAAGAAAAUGUUGGCACGGAACAAUUUGACAGUCGAAUCAGUGUUAAGAAUAGUGAUCACUUACCAAACAGUUGAAGGGCAAAUGAAAGAUUUCUCCGACUCAAAGGAUGAUGCUGGAACUGAUGUGAAUGCAAUAAAAGGACUAAAACCCUGGAAAUCCGGCCUGUCGAAAUGCUUCCGUUGUGGAAGACAGCACAAUUUCUCAAAGCAAGAAGAUUGUCCAGCUUUUGGGAAGGAAUGCAAUAAAUGUCACAAAAUGAACCAUUUUGCGGCAGAGUGCAAAAGUCGGGAAAAUCAGAAGAAGAACCUAAAGAGGAAGAAUGAUGAUUCAAGGAAGGACAACCACAAUGAUGCUAAAGACUCGAGUGAUAACAAAAAGAGACGAAUCCGGGUGGUGGAAGAUGACAAAAAUGAAGAUUCUGAAAACAGUUUCAUAUUCAACAUUGGUGAAGGGGACGAGUACGUUUGGUGCAAAAUUGGAGGUGUGCUAGUAGAAAUGCUGAUAGACUCUGGAUCAACCCACAAUGUACUUGAUGAAAAGACAUGGGAAUACCUAAAGAAGAAUGGACAUACGGUCAAGAUUCUCACCUUCAUAUUCUUGGAGGAUUUGACGCAGCUGUAUCUGUUGAUGACAAUGGAACGGAAUACGAGGCAUACGCCAAUUUUUUUGGUAGUCAAAAAUGGGUCACAGCCGCUAUUGGGAAAAACUACAGCAAAAGAACUGAAUUUGCUCAUUUUGGGAUUACCAAGUACGCGCGACACAAACUUGAAUGUGAUUCCCAUGGAAAACAAGAAAACGCCAUUUCCCAAGAUUAAGGGAGUCAAGUUACGUAUUCCGAUAGAUGAAAGUAUCACUCCAGUAUGUCAGCAUCCACGAAGACCCCCGAUUGCACUACUGGGGCGCGUAGAAGAAAAACUUAAGGAACUGCUCCGUUUGGAUAUCAUCGAGGAAGUGACGGGCCAUAGCCCUUGGGCUUCACCAUUGGUGAUUGUUCCAAAGGGGCUCGAUGAUAUUAGACUUUGUGUGGACAUGAGGGUAGCGAACAAGGCUAUUAAGAGAGAACACAGACUGAUGCCAACCUUUGACGAUUUCUUGCCACAAUUGAAGAAUGCCAAGAUAUUCAGCAGACUAGACAUUAAGGAUGCAUUUCACCAAGUGGAGAUUGACGAACGAUGUCGGAAUAUUACCACGUUCAUUACACAUCAGGGUGCAUUUCGGUACAAGCGCUUAAUGUUUGGAAUAUCUUGCGCACCUGAAUUAUUUCAACGCACCAUGGAGCAGAUGUUGGCGAAAUGUCCCAACACAAUCAUCUAUAUUGACGACCUUGUAAUUUUUGGGGAAAACAAUCAGGAACAUGAUGAAGCUGUUCAGAGAGUACUACAGCGACUCAGAGAGCAUAAUGUUCUUCUUAAUCACAAGAAGUGCAUUUUCAAAGUACAUGAAAUUAUAUUUCUUGGACACCGCAUCUCAGCGGAAGGAAUCCGCCCAGCUAAGGAUAAAAUUGAGAGCAUCAGAUCUUUUAGGGCACCUACUACUAAAGAAGAGCUACGCAGCUUCCUGGGUCUUGUCAAUUAUAUGAGUAGGUUCCUAGAAGACUGCGCUACAAUUACACAUCCACUCCGUCUGCUAACUCAUGACAAGGAACCUUUCAAGUGGGAAUCAGUACAUGACAAAGCCUUCCAGACUCUGAAGGAAAUGAUAAUGGGUUGCGAAACAUUGGGGUAUUUUGACAAUAAUAGACGUACUCGCGUAAUUGCUGACGCAUCUCCUGUAGGACUGGGUGCAGUCCUAGUACAGUACGAGGACGAUGAAGAAGUGAAACCCAUUAUAAUUGCCUUUGCCAGUAAAAGCCUCUCCCCGACUGAACAAAGAUAUUGCCAGACGGAAAAAGAGGCUUUGGCUCUAGUAUGGGCAGUGGAAAAAUUUUCAACGUAUCUUCUUGGAAGGGUUUUCGAACUGGAAACGGACCAUAAAGCGCUAGAAGUCAUUUUUAGACCAACAUCUAAGACAUGUGCCCGGAUUGAAAGGUGGCUUUUGCGCCUGCAAUCCUUCCAGUUCAAGGUGAUCUACAAAAAGGGAUCAGAUAACAUUGCUGAUUGCCUUUCAAGAUUGCCAACUCAUAAAGAGCAGGAGUCAUUUGAUGAGGAGGACGAACAUCUGGUGAGAGCUAUAGUGGAAUCAGCUGCCAUAGAUGUUACGGAGUUGGACAAUGCCGCAGAGCGAGAUCCUGUCAUGAAAGAACUCCGGACGUGUGUAUUGUCCGGCAAGUGGUCUUCAUCCCUCAAAGAGUUCCAGGCAUUUAAGGAUGAGUUCAGUACUUCGGGUAAUCUGGUAAUUCGAGGAUCUAAAAUUGUCGUACCAUCUCUACUCCGGCCACGAAUGCUAGCUCUCGGACAUGAAGGCCAUCCGGGGGAAACUGCCAUGAAACAAAGACUAAGGAGUCGUGUGUGGUGGCCUGGAAUGGACAACGAUGUUGUGAAGACUGUUAAGUCUUGUGAGGGAUGUCGAUUGGUGAGUCGUCCAGACCAUCCUGAACCAAUGACGCGUCGGGAACUUCCAAGUGCUCCUUGGGUGGACGUAGCUAUUGACUUUAUGGGUCCACUUCCCUCCGGAGAACAUCUAUUGGUUAUUGUGGAUUACUUCAGUCGAUAUAAGGAAGUGGAAGUGAUGAACUGCAUAACUGCUAGAGGGACAACAAACCGUCUGGAGAGAAUUUUCACUCGCAUGGGCUAUCCCCGGACUAUCACAGUCGAUAAUGGCCGACAGUUUACUAGUGAAGAAUUUGAUUUGUUCUGCCAAGAGCGAGGAAUUUGUAUCAAUCGAACGACCCCGUAUUGGCCUCAGAUGAAUGGGGAAGUUGAACGUCAAAACCGUUCUCUUUUGAAAAGAUUGAAAAUCAGCCAUGCCCUAAAUAGGAACUGGAAACAAGAUCUGCAGAAAUAUCUUCUAAUGUACUACACAACUCCUCAUACUACCACGGGGAAGACACCUACCGAGCUAUGCUUUGGGCGGACGAUUCGCAGCAAAAUCCCCUCGCUAAGUGAUGUGGAGACAACACCUCCUAGCACCGAUUACCGUGACCGCGAUAAAAUUUUGAAAGAAAGAGGGAGAAUGGCGGAGAACAAGAAGAGAGGAGCCAAGAAGUCAGGAGUCCAGAUUGGUGAUACGGUGUUGAUGAAAAAUGUUCUUCCUGACAACAAGUUAUCGACUACCUUUGGAAGAAAUAAAUUCAUCGUUAUCGAGAAGGCAGGGUCGACGGUUAAAGUGAAAGAGAUAAACACUGGCAAGACUUAUAGUCGCAACUCUUCCCACUUCAAGAAAGUACUGGAGGUCAACAAUCCAGAUGUGGAACAGACUGGAACUGCAGGGAGUGGAAACGACAGUGACUUAAACCUGGACCUGGAUGAGGCAGAAGACAAUACCCAAGCGGCCUCUGACCACGAGAAUGCCGAUCAUCAGAGACCGAAUCGAAGUUCUCGGAAACCAACACGGUUCCAGGACUUCAUCAUGAAUUGA